CAACAAACUUCCACAUUCCUAAAAGAACACCCAGAUCUAAUGGUAUUAACUAGCGAUAAAGGUAAUGCCACAGUCCUGAUGAUGAGAGAACAAUACCUAAAUCUGAGCCAACAACUCGUAGAUGAUAGUAAAUACUAUCAGCCACUCCUCCGCAACCCCACAUCAACCUAUACCAACAAAAUCAAUAAAUACAUCACUGAUCUAAAAAACAAAAAUAUAAUUGAUGAGAAACUAGCCAAAUCCCUCCAUAAUUACAAUGGCUACGCCCCCAGGUUCUAUUGCCUUCCCAAAAUCCAUAAGCCCCAACUGAGUAUGCGUCCCAUAUUAUCGUCAAUAAAUGCUCCAAAUACCAAUAUUGCCCAAUUCUUAACCGACAUCCUUUCCAAAGCAUACAACUAUAAGAAUGACAUCAAUAUAAUAGAUUCUUUCCAGUUCAGUGAUUUUAUCAACAACUAUCAACUGCCAAGUGAAUAUGUCUUAGUAAGCUUUGACGUGGUUUCUUUAUUUUCAAAUCUUCCAUAUUCAAGCGUUGUGACUUCCCUCAGAAACCAUUGGAAUGAAAUCCAACCUCACAGUCCAGUAUCGUGGGAAACUUUUUCUGAAUUACUAAAACUUACAUUUGAUACCAAUUAUCUUAUAUUCAACGACAAAUAUUACCGUCAAAUUUUUGGAACGCCCAUGGGAUCGUCGAUUUCCCCCAUCUUAGUCAAUUUCGUACUUGACGAUCUCAUCAACGACAGUAUCAGUAAGUUAGAUUUCCAAGUUCCCUUUGUAAAGCGUUAUGUCGAUGACUUAAUCCUUGCAACACCACCAGAUAAGAUUCAGAGCACCUUAUCAGUUUUUAACAGCAUUGAUACUCACCUCCAAUUUACAUGUGAGUUAGAGGUUGAGAAUAGCAUACCCUUUUUAGAUAUGCGAAUCAUCCGCACAAGGGAUAACACAUUGGGUACCACGUGGUACAGGAAAGAAAUGGCGAGCAACCGUUUCCUAAAUUACCACUCUGCUCACCCAAUGAGAUAUAAACAUAACCUCGUACAAGCUCUUAGCCUUAGAGUACAUACAUUGACACAUACGCAGUACAAAGACGAAUCUCUGGGUCUACUUAAAUCCAUCCUCAUUGACAACUCCUAUCCCAUACCCAUCAUCAAUAAAUAUCUAUUUUCUAAAAGCUACGGUCGUUCUAUUUCUGAGGCACCUAACGGUGAAAUAUUAGCUUCCAUUUCCAAUAGCAUACAGUCAAACCAUCCCCCGAUCACUUCUGAACGAGCCAUAAAAUAUGCUUCCCUCCCGUAUUUUCCACAAGUCACAAAUAAGCUUACUAAACUGUUCAAAAAUUUACCCGUAAAAAUAGCCCUAAAAAACGCCAAAACUGUCGGAAAGUUGUUUUCCAAAUCCAAAACUCCUUUGAGCACUAUAGAACAUACUAAUGUUGUGUACAAUAUUCCGUGUGCUGAGUGCCACUCCUCCUACAUAGGCCAGACUAGUCGAUCGCUUUUAGGUAGACUUACUUCACACAAAAGUGACAUUAGGAUGUCUAAACCCUCUUGUGCCCUAGCACAACAUGCCAUUUCCACUAAACAUCAUAUCGACUUCACUAAAGUCAAAAUACUCGCCAAACAUCAAAAUCAUCAAAGACGCACCUUCAUUGAGAUGUGUGAAAUUCUCAAAAAUCCAUCUGCUUUAAAUAAAAGAACUGACAUCGAUAAUUUGAGCCAGGUUUACCAUUCUCUCAUCAUACACAAUAAAUAAUCAACAUAUGUGUAUGUGUGUAUAUGUGUGCAUGUGUAUAUAUGUCUAUAUAUGUAUAUGUGUAUGUAUGUUCAUACAUAUAUGUAAGGUGUUGCCUACAGCCAGGCUUUUUUUCCCUUCCGUCAGCCAGGACUUCCAAUUCUUGUAGUCAAUCUUCACAGUCUUCGUCUUGCAACCCUUUCUUAGACACAGCCUCCGACUUCAUUUUUCCAAGAUUUUCUCGGUCGUCCUCUUCUUCUUGUUUGUCUUGGGCUUCAUUCUGCAACCUUGCCAUCCAUGUGUUUUCUGCUCCGCAGACGUGACCGUAUCAUUCAGUCUUCUCUCGUCCUUAUAAUGCAGGGCAUAUUUUUCCAUUGCAUCUCUCCUCAUCUCCUCACUUGUUACUUGGUCUUUCUUGUGAGACCACAACAAUUUCCCAGUUUUCCAUUUCGAUUGGGAAAUGCGCUUUUGGAUUGAUUUGUUUAUGACCGAAAUUUCGGAGGCAUAUGCCAUGAUGCUUCGUACAAUUAUUAAGUACAUCACAUUUUUCUUUGUUCUUUCCCUUGAUGUUCUUAUUCCAGAUCAUUAUAGAGUUGUCUGAUGCAAGAUCUGUUGUCCCAAUAUAUUUUUCAUUUUUAUUUCUGCCCCUGCUGUUCCGUUUUUCGACAUUACAAAACCCAAAUUUAAAAUUCCGUUCCUUUUAUUCCUACUUAUCUAUUGCCAAAUCAUUGACGUCUUCUUCCGAUAUUGCUAAGUAGUCCGUUUUUUCAUAUCUAUUUCCAGGCCCGCCGGUAUUUUUUUUUAUAACCCACAUAACCCAUAUUCUGAGAUGCAAAGAUUCAAAUAAUUCUGCCAUAAUAAAUCCCAUCUUACAUAACAAACAAAUCAACACAACCCAUAUUCCGAGAUUUAAAGCUUCAAAUAAUUCUGCCACAUUAUUCUACCCUUCGAACAAAAAAUUUCUCUAACACCCCUGUAUAAGUUAAGUCAAUAUUCUACCUCUUACUCAAGGGCUUGAGCCAUAAAUCUUACAAACAUGCGUGUCGUCGGCUAGUGGGUGGAUUUGGCAUAGGGAAAAAUAACAUCUCAUUUGCCGCUAAUUCGUCUAACGGUGAUCAACUACAAAUGAAGGCUUCAGUGAGAUUCAAAUCACCGAAUUAAAUAACUAGCCAAUGAACAUUAAUACAUGGUGUAUUUUUCCGCAGUGUAUCGUUAAGUUGUUGUUAUAGAAUGAGUAGUAUCUGUAGAAUUUUUGUUUUAACAUCUUAAACAUACUACAAAUUGCUUUUGAACUGAUGAAGCUUUCGAAAUUGUAAAGCGAAACGUUUUCAAUAUAUCAAUGAAGUAGUUGA
Messenger RNA from Diabrotica virgifera virgifera (western corn rootworm), 3080 nucleotides. RefSeq lists its product as uncharacterized. Lineage: Eukaryota; Metazoa; Arthropoda; Insecta; Coleoptera; Chrysomelidae. The record is from RefSeq and is a predicted model, not a curated record. Bases 40 to 1749 code for a protein of 569 amino acids. The transcript has 2 exons.